AUGUCAGUGGUCGGAUUUGACUUUGGUAACCAGAAUGCGUUUAUUGCGGUGGCGAGAGCCGGUGGAAUUGAUGUGCUCAUCAACGACUACUCCCUCCACGCCACACCGUAAGUUUUUUCGCAAUUUUUUUCUUCUUGCUUUAGGUUGAUGAAAACAUCCGAAAUGUCCUUGAAAUUAGGGGCAGUGAUUCAUUUAUUAAUUAACGGGAUCAGAAAGUGUUAACAUGUAUGGAAACGAGUGUAGAAUUAAGGAAAUUUCUGGAAGUUUCAACGUUGAUAUAAAAAGUUUUAUAAACUACAAAAUUUUGGAAUGUGCAAUGUAGCAAAAUAAUUAUUGUAGCUGCACAAUGAGUUUUAGGGCUUAUUUAUCGAUAAGAACGUCUAAAUGUUCAGGAAUUCAAGUAGUUUUAGUAACUUCCUCAUGGAUAAUAUAAGGAGCUCUUCAAAAUCAUUUCUUUUUCAGAGCAUGCGUCUCGUUUGGCAACAAGAACCGCCAAAUGGGCGUAGCAGCCCGUCAGGGAGUCUCCACCAACUUUAAGAACACUGUGAUGAACUUUAAACAUCUCCUUGGACGCAAGUUUGACGACCCUGUAGUUCAAAAAUACGCCGAGUUUAUUCCCGCGCCACUGGCUCGCGGUCCCAACGGCGAUGUCGUAUUUGAUGUGAACUAUCUUGGAGAGCGGUUACAAGUCACCCCGCAGCAGAUCACGGCCGCCCAUUUGACCAAACUAAAGCAAAUUACGGAGAGUCAAAUUGGGGGCACAGUCAGCGACGUGGUGAUCUCAGUGCCGCCGGCCUGGUCCAACGACCAACGCUUGGCUUUGUUGGAAGCUGGCCAAAUUGCUGGAUUGAAUGUGUUGAAGGUUGUGAAUGAAAAUACCGCCGUCGGGAUCGCCUAUGGGAUCUAUAAAAAAGGGCUCCUCCCAGGCCCCGAGGAAAAGCCCAGACUCGUCGCCUUUGUGGAUGUGGGCCACUCCACCGUGUCCGCAUCUCUCAUGGAGUUCAACGAACGCCAGGUUCGAGUCAGGGCCUCCACUUAUGAUGAUCAUGUUGGAGGUCUGCACUUUGAUAAUGUCAUCCGAGAACACUUCCGCAACGAAUUUAUCCAAAAGGUAGGCUCUUUGGGACGUUUAUGUGGAGUUGGGCGACUGGAGAAAGAGACGAUUGGGGAUAGACAUGGCUCGUCGGCCGGCCCGGGCCGAAAAUCUCGGCCCGGCCUGAAGGGUUCCGGCCGGCCCGGCACGUCAAGAAAAAAUAAAAGAAAAACGGGCGCCCAAUGAAAAAGCCUAGAAUUUCUUUUGGCAUUCUGCCCUGUGCAAAUCCGUUUUUGUCCAAAUGGUUUGCAAUAUUUUGACAUAAAGAUUAAUAGUAAAUCACAAGAUAUUGAUAUCAAUAGAAAGCUCGAGGGCUGCUUAAGCUAAUAGAACCAAAAUAUACCCAUAAUCGUAGUAUUUUGACAGUUUUCCAUGGCGAAGAAUACAACGUCUAAAUAAAAGUUUGUAUCGACGAUACCGAGUCAGAGAGCACUGGAAGGAGGUAUAGGCUCCACGUCAAAAAAAUCCUUAAACUGUUCUUCGAGUAUCUACACCGGUCCCGUCCCGCUUGAUGGGACAGUUUUUUUGAUAGUUGGCCUUGAAAUUUGCACUAUUUUUAGCCUAGCUCGAACCAUGUUCAGAAAAUGCGUCACGAUGACACCCAUUUAGAAUGUACCAGCGGUAUAAAAAACAGUUGUGUACGACUAGUAGUACUCCCUAGAGUUCCCAUAAAAAAAAUUAGGUUAAAAAUUGUUGUUAUGUGCAAUUUGGAUGACAGGUUUUAUGAAUUUUUUUUCGCUGUGAGAACCUUUGCAAUGCCCGCAAUUUCUUGACGUGCCCGGCCCGUUUCAAAUUUUCCGUCGGCCCGGCCCGUUCUAAAUUUGCUUCGGCCCGGGCCGGCCCAUUGAAACGAAAGUCUCCCCAAGUCUAACUCCUUAUGACCAAAUUUCUUCUAUCAUCAUGUAAAUGGAAAAAUACUGUGUUCCAUAGCUAUCUAAAAACAAAAGUACCUUUAAAAAAACCAAUUGUGUCUUGACAUUACGUUUAUUUUCAUUAUCAAACCCAAUUUUCGCUUCGAGAUUCUGGAUUUUAAAUAUUCCGGGCCGGGCCGAAACGCCGGCCCGGAAAUGGUCCUCGGCCCGAAACGCCGGCCCGGAAAUGGUCCUCGGCCCGAAACGACGGGCCGGAAAUGGUCCGGCCGGCCCGGCCCGGGAGCCAUGUCUACUCGGAGCUUCUGUACUCUUUUUUCUUUUUUGAUUUCUCCGCGGAGACUCCGCCGAUUUCCAUGAAAUUCAGGUUUUUCUAGAGCUGAGAUUCGCCAUUUUCAAUUGAUUGAAUUUCAGGGAAAAAUAUUCUGAAUUGACUUUGCUACGCCUCCCCGAAGUUUUUGAAAAUUAUUUUCGAACCGAAACCGCAAAAAACGGUCAAUUCAGAAUAUCUUUUCCUGAUAUUCAAUCGGUUGAAAAUGGCGACUCUCAGCUACAGAAAAAUCUGAAUUUCAUGAAAAUCGGCGGAGUCUCCGCGGAGAAAUCUAAAAAAGAGGACGGAAGCUUCGAGUGGCCCACCCUGUAAGGUUUUUCUUCGAUGCAAGUGUCGAAAUUGGGAUAAUCGAGGAUUCUGAUAUCGAAAAUGGCAUUCAUUUUGUUUUGAUCUGUACUUUUUUCCUUGCUUAGGUAGUACUGUAAAGUAGUAGUUUUUUUGAUUUUUUUUCAUAAAUACUCGAUUUGGGGGGUUUCGAUGGUGCUGAUUUUGAAAAUCUUAUUCAUUUUUUUCUGAUUUGAAUGCAGCACCAUCGAAAAGGGACCCCAAAUCGAGUAUUUAUGAAAAAAGCCAAAAAAUUACUACUUUACAGUACUAUCAAAGUAAGGAAAAAGUAAAGAUUUAAAAAAAUGAAUGUCAUUUUCAAAAUCAGCACCCUCGAUUAUCCUAAUUUCGACACUUGCAUGGAAGAAAAAUAGUACUUUUCGGUUUCCCCAAUCGUCUUUUCCUUGUCCCAGUUCCGUUUAUGGGCUGUACUAAAGAUUUGAGAUGAGAGUUUCGAGAUUUGAUAGUAAAUUUUAUAUUGUUUUAGUACAAGAUCGACGCCAAAACUAACCCUCGCGCCUGGCAGCGUCUGUUGGACGAAGCCGAGAAAGUUAAAAAGCAAAUGUCGGCCAAUAGCACUGCCAUCCCGCUGAACAUUGAGUGCUUCAUGAAUGAUGUGGAUGUGAGCGCGAAAUUGUCGAGGUAAGUUGGGGUCUAGUGCAAUAUAAAAAGUUAAUUUUUGGAUGUUUUUAUAGAUAAAAUCGGUUUUUAAGAAGAAUUAGAGGUAAUUUGAAGGGGUUUACGUUUGGUUUUAGGGAAAUUUAGGCUAAAAUUAUGUCUGAUUUUACCAUGGAUAAUAUAAUUUUUUUCCUUAUUUUUCAAUUUUUAGAGCCGAAUUCGAACAACUGGCCGAUCCGUUGUUCCAAAGAAUCCGAAAUCUCCUCAGUGCUCUGCUCCAGGACUCCGGCAUCCAGAAUCUUCAGGACAUUGCCGAGGUCGAGCUGAUUGGAGGCUCUUCCCGCAUCCCGUUCGUGAAGCAAAUCGUCGCCCACGCCUUCAACCGCGAGCCCAAAACCACGCUGAAUGCGGACGACGUGGUGGCCAGAGGCGCCGCAAUGCAAUGCGCCAUCCUGUCGCCGACGGUGAAGGUCACCGACUUCCACGUGAUCGACAGCGUCAAUUACAACAUCACGAUCGAUUAUCUGAACAAGGAGAACCAACAGGUCACCCAGCAGAUCUUCAAACGCAAUGACGACUUCCCCAGCUUCAAGUCCCUCCCCCUGCACAAGGUGGAGCCCUUCACAAUCGCGGCCCAAUACGAAAAUCCGCAGGAAAUCCCGUACAGCGAGCCCAAAAUCGGGACCUGGCUCGUGAACGGCGUCACCAAACCGGCGGACGCGGACUACAGAGUGGUCAAAGUGAAGCUUGGAGUGUCUUUGAAUGGAAUUUUCACCGUCCAAAAGGCCAUGUACGAGGAGAAAAUCGAGGAAGAAGUGGAAGAGCCCAUGGACGCCCAACCACCUCAAGAAACGAAGGAAGAAGAGAAGAAGGAGCAACCAGAAGAGCCCAAACCCAAACAAAAACGCAUCAGAAAGGUGGUCCAUGAGCUGCCGGUGGAGAAGAUUGCGGGCCGAAAUGUGGAUCUCACCCAGUACAUUGAGUUCGAAAAACGAAUGCAACAGAAUGAUCUCAAUGAAAAGUUGAAGGCCGAUGCGAAGAAUGCGGUCGAGGAGUAUGUGUACUCGAUGAGGGACAAGCUCUGCGAACAGUUGGCCGAGUUUGUAACGGAAGAGGUGGGUUUUUGUUUUUUUGGGAAAUUGGGGAUCUGGGAUAUUGUAGUAGGGAAAAGUUGGAAAUUUUGGGGAAGUUUGGAGAUGGAAAAGUCAGAGGUGUUAGUAGAAGGAUGGAGAGGGAAUUUGGAGGGGUUUGGGAGGAUUUGGGAUAUUGUAGUAGGCAAAAAGUGAUGAUUUUUUAUAUUGUAGUAGAUAAAAGUUUGAAUUUUUGAGAUGGAUUGGAGAUGAGAGGGGUGGUAGGGGUGUUAGUAAAGUGGUGAGAAGGUUUAGAAAAGAUUUUAGUAGAUUUGAAGAAUAUUUUUAUAUUGUAGUAGGCAACAAAAUUUUUUGAAAAAGUGAUGAUUUUUGGGAAAUUUUUUGGUUCAAGUGGGAGAUUAUGGAUCAGGAAUGAUUUAGGAAUUACAAGAAAGCCAAAGUAGCCUUGAUUUUAGUGAUUUUUGAGAAGUCGGAUAUUGUAGUAGGUAAAAAAAAAGAUAGUGAAAGUGCUCAAUUUUGGGGAAUUGGAAGAGUUUGUUUAGGUUAUGUAGAGAGAUUAUAGUGUUAUUAAGAGAUUUUUGGGGGUAUCACUUGUUAUUUUUUAUUGUAAUUACCGUGUAUUUUUAGGAAUCCGAACGAUUCCGCGGCCUCCUCACCGAAACCGAAGACUGGCUGUACGGAGACGGCGAAGAAGCGGAGCGCGAUCUGUACGAAAAGAAGCUGGCCGAGAUCCGCGAAGUCAUCGAACCCCCAAUCUCGAAACGCCAACGGGAAAAACAGGAUCAAGAGGAAAUCGAAAGAAAUCUCCGCGAAGCCGAGAAGGAAUUCCAGGCCGAAAAACUGAACGAACCCCGCGUGGAGGAACCCAUGGACACGAAAUAA
Molecule: messenger RNA, 5208 nt
Organism: Bursaphelenchus xylophilus (pine wood nematode)
Lineage: Eukaryota; Metazoa; Nematoda; Chromadorea; Rhabditida; Aphelenchoididae
Source: the annotation of a GenBank genome assembly